Messenger RNA from Uloborus diversus, 2094 nucleotides. RefSeq names its product transcription factor SPT20 homolog. Bases 1 to 2094 code for a protein of 697 amino acids. The record is from RefSeq and is a predicted model, not a curated record. The transcript is spliced from 2 exons. Lineage: Eukaryota; Metazoa; Arthropoda; Arachnida; Araneae; Uloboridae.
AUGGAAAAUCACUGGCUGACGCUUUUCAUCCUGGUGUCAUUUAGACUGGCAUUAGCUCAAACGGUUGUAGGUGAUGUUACUACUUUAGAGCCGCCAAAAAGUACAGAGAAAGUAUUACAGGAAUCUACCUCAGUAAGUGAAGAUGCUUCUAAAGUACCGUCUCCAUCUCCCGUAAAUUUAUUUAAAUCACCAUCAUCCAUCAAAACUGCACAAAGGGGUAAAGUUCCAGAGAGUAGCAGCGAAUAUGCUUUGCCAUGGAAUUCUGUUGAAGUAACAUCUGAAAAAAUUCCAAUUACGGAAUUUCCUUCCACUCCGGAAGAAUCUUCGACAUUUGCUCAAGUAAAUCAGCAACAACACCAGUAUAGACCAUUCCAACAGCAACAACAUUACAGACCAGGGUUCCAACAGCAGCAGUAUCAGCAGAAUAUUCAGCAGCAAUACCAACAAGGUGCUCAGCAGCAGCAACAGCAGCACCAACAGCAGCAGCAACAGUACGAGCCUAGUGUACAGCAGCCCCAGCGAGAAGCCUCUGUUCAACAGCAGCAACAAUUUGAACAGAUACAGCAGCAGCAGCGUGAGCCCUCUGUUCAGCAGCAACAGCAGCAGCUUGAACCUAUACAACAACAUCAACGCGAGCCUUCUCUUCAACAACAACAGCAGCAGCAGUAUGAACCAAAUGUUCAACAAAUUCAACGUGAGCCAUCUGUUCAACAGCAACUUCAGUAUCAACAAAGCGCUCAGCAACAGCAGCAGUAUCAGCAAAGCAUACAGCAGCAACAACAAUAUCAACAAAGUAUACAGCAGCAACAGCAAUACGAACCAAGUAUUCAGCAAAUUCAGCGUGAACCUUCCGUGCAACAACAUCAGCAAGAAGUGGAUCCAAGUAUUCAGCAGCAACAACAGCAGCAACUUGAACCAAGUAUUCAAGAGCAACAACAACAUCAAGUUGAACCAAGCCUUGCGGAACAGGAACAAGUGCAGCCCAGUAUUCAACAACAGCAGCAACAGCAGUUUGAGCCAAGUAUUCAACAGCAAAAACAAGUAGAGCCCAGUGUUCAGCAGCAACAGCAGUUUGAGCCAAGCGUUCAGCAACAUCAGUAUCAAAAUGUUCAACAACAGCAGCAACAAAUUCACCAAGGAGUUCAACAACAUAGAUUGCAACAUGAAAGCGCUCAACAGUACCAACAUCGUCUUCAGCAACAGCAGCAAAUAUCCGGUAUCAAACAGUACAAAUCUACGUCUGUAAAAACCGCCGGAGUGACUCCAAGUCUUGCCAACUCUGAAAGCAGCAAUGAAGUUGAUCCUAAAACAAAAACUCCAGCUGCUCUUCAAAGCUCAAUGAGUGAAGAAGAACGUCUGCAAAAAGCAGAUCAAGCACUCGAUCAAUUUUUUAGCGAUGUUUUGGCUAAUCUAAGUGUCAGGAUGAAGACUGGUAUGGACGAACCUCUUGGAGAAAUUCUAGAUCCAGUUCGUCUGGAUGACAUGCAAUUGCAGCCCUUAGUAGCUGGAGAAGUUUUUGAUGUCAAAAUGAGAGAAAUAACCGUAGGAGGCCUUUCAGAUUACAAAGUUACUCAACUUGAAAGUCAGUUGUCUGAAUCUAGAAUCAAAAUAGGAAUUCACUAUCCGAAAUUGUAUGCCAAUUGCUUAUUUGCUGCAAAUGGCACAAUGUAUGAGAUCUUCAAGGUAACUGGAAAAGGAAAUGCUACUAUUAUUUUCAACGAAGUUCACGCACGAACCGUCAUGUAUCUCACCAAAGACGACGGAGUACUGCAAGUGACAUCUGCUGACCAACCUUAUGUUGAUUUCUCAUCUGCUGAAAUUCUCUUCCGCGAUGAAGAAGCAGCUCCAAAUGCAGAACCGGUGAAGGCUGAAAGUGUGGCCACUCAACUGGGUCCCUUAUACUUUUGGGUCUUGACUGCAAAUGCAGUGGAUAAAAUCGACUACCCAUUGGCCAUGUACUUCAACAAAGCUCUCAAAGAAUUUCCCCUGAAUGAAUUCUUGCAAGGACAUAUCUUUAGACAAAGACAUCUCAGAAUCCACGUGCCACACAAUCCAAUCCCCUACGCAUAUGUAUCUCCUGAUCUCACAAAUUAG